Molecule: messenger RNA, 836 nt
Organism: Pelagomonas calceolata
Lineage: Eukaryota; Pelagophyceae; Pelagomonadales; Pelagomonadaceae
Source: the annotation of a GenBank genome assembly
AGCAUUGAGAAAUUACCCUCGCGCGCCGGAAGCGCGCCUAACAACAACCCCGAACCCUCAGCUCCUCGGCGGGAACGUCUCGCCCUCCGGCGGCUGCGGCAGGUUCCGCGACGCUGGCUUCGACAUCUCCUGACGCACGUACCCCAGCGCCGUCGCGAUCGUGCAGUCGUAGCGCCAGUUCGCCCGCAGCGCGCCGAGGUCGACGCGCCCCGACCGCGGGUCGACGCCCCGCAGGUUGACGCGCGUCUGGAAAUAUACCUCCGGCGGCACCCGCGGGUAGUCCGCGCCGCAGACGACCUCCAGACCGUAGAUGUUGUUGUCGAAGCGCGUGCCGGGCGGCCCGAUGAUCGACGCCUGCCACGUCGUCAGGAAAAUAUCGCUGGGGUCCUUGAGGCCGCAGGAGAUGGUCAUGUCGCCGCGCGCCUUGUCGAAGUUCUCCAGCUCCUCGAGGAGCUGCGCGCGGGGCCGGCGGGUCGUUCGGCGCGGGCGGGUCGAUUCGACGCGCGCGCGGGCGGAAACGCGAGACGCGGGCCGCGCGCCCUGAAAUUCCGGGGGACCACCACGACCUCGCCCAUGCUGGACAAGCGCGGCGCGCGUCGCGGACGGCGGCGGAGAGCGGCGCGGUUCAAAUGAGUGCGCAGGCCGGAGACGGUGCGCUUACGUGGUGGACGUCGCUGCCGUCGGUUGUUUUUGCGUCGCUCUGAAGCGACGCGCAGCGUGCGUGUGCUUUUUUCGCUCGUUGUUUUUGACCGCGUCGACGACGCUGCGGUGGGCUAGUACUAGUACUAGUAGCAUUUACUGUGCCCGGAGUUGAUCCGUACCUGGGGGUGGGUUCA